Micropterus salmoides (largemouth bass) is the source of this 6956-nucleotide messenger RNA. RefSeq lists its product as uncharacterized. Gene Ontology annotation, molecular function: protein kinase binding; cyclin-dependent protein serine/threonine kinase activator activity. Gene Ontology annotation, biological process: positive regulation of cyclin-dependent protein serine/threonine kinase activity; brain development; activation of protein kinase activity. Bases 759 to 1760 code for a protein of 333 amino acids. The transcript has 2 exons. The record is from RefSeq and is a predicted model, not a curated record. NCBI's taxonomy places the organism in Eukaryota, Metazoa, Chordata, Actinopteri, Centrarchiformes, Centrarchidae. Gene Ontology annotation, cellular component: cytoplasm; protein kinase 5 complex.
GGCGGUGUGAUGCGCCUCUCUGUGCGCUCACUGGCUGCUCAGCCUUUUACUGUGUGAGAAGCCCGUUCAGAGGUCGGACUGCCGGGACCGAUCAUCGGCCAGCGGGCAACAGAAGCGCAGAGUGCCGACUCACAGCUGCACCGGAGACCAGGACCCGAACCGGGAGAAGUCGGAGGAGACUUUACGCACGGAUCUGAGAUAUGGAAUGCAUUGAAAGGACUCCGACACUGUGAAAGUUUGCAUCUCGGAUAUGGAGACACGCAUGAAAAGACAAUUAAUCUUAAUAAAGUCAACCAUCCUUCUCGCCUGGGUCUGAGGUGCAGCGGAGGAUGACACCUGCACCCCGCCUGGCGAGGACCGACGCGUUGUUCCAGACUUGGCAUCUCUGAAGAGUGGGUCAAAGCGUCUGCGAAAGUGACUUUCUGCUUUAAUACUGCAGACAGAUCAACCGUCGCUGCCAUCCCGAGUUAUCGGCUGUGGCUGCAGAAACAGCGCAUUUGUUGCGCCCUUUUACAUGUUUGCACCAUCUCGGACUGCGGCAGAAAAUCAUCUCGUGCCCCGACACCUCGUACACACAGGUAAUGUCUCUGCAGCCACAGUCAUUUAAAGUCCAUCGUUCAGCUCACCUUGGCUUGUCUGCACCGCUCAUCUAUUAAUGCUGUUUCGCAUUUGCUGGAUAUUAAGAAAUAAAAGAGAACUUUGCCUCAAACGCGUCCAACAGCAGUAAGGCAGAAUAAUCUGUGGAGUACUGACUCACCAUGGGCACUGUACUAUCACUGUCUCCCGGCUCUCGGAAAUCAGGCUACUAUGACAACCGGCCAGGCUCGCUCAGCCACUACCCGAGCCUCAGCAGCCGCUCUCUCAACAGCCAGAAAGACCGCGGGCUGAAAAGGGGUCAGUCCAUCUUCCUCCCAGCACUCACGUGGAAGCGACUGGUGGCCUCUACGAAGAAGAAGGGCAACUCCAAGAAAGGCUCCGGUGGUCCAGUGGCCCUCGGGGACCCUCUCAACAACAACAACAUCAACAUCUACCAAAAGGACCCUGUGUUGCACCUCAACCGCGAGAAUGUGAAGAAGUCCCUGUCGUGCGCCAACCUGUCCAGCUACGAUGGUCCAGCAGGACUGGGGCUGGGGCUGGGGCUGGGCUACGGCCUGGGGAUGGGGAUGGGCCAGGGCCAUGGAUGUGGCUACAGCAAGUCCCAACAGCUUUCCUCUGUGAAGAAAGUUCCCCAAGGGACAGUGACCUCGUCCCCAAAGCGUGUUAUUGUCCAGGCCUCCACCAGCGAGCUCCUGCGCUGUCUGGGGGAGUUCCUGUGCUGUCGCUGCUACCGUCUGAAGCAUCUGUCUCCGGCUGACCCGGUGCUCUGGCUGCGGGCUGUGGACCGAUCCCUGCUGCUGCAGGGCUGGCAGGACCAGGCCUUUGUCACACCGGCCAACGUGGUCUUUGUCUACAUGCUAUGCCGAGACGUCGUGGACGGCGACCUUGUAGCGUCGGAACACGAGCUGCAAGCCAUCCUGCUCACCUGCCUCUACCUGUCCUACUCCUACAUGGGCAACGAGAUCUCGUACCCGCUCAAGCCCUUUCUGGUUGAGGCGGGUAAGGAGGCCUUCUGGGACCGUUGCCUCGCCAUCAUCGAUGCCACCAGCUCCAAGAUGCUGCGCAUCAACGCAGACCCGCACUUUUUCACACAAGUAUUUGCAGAACUCAAGAGUGAAGGCGGUUGUGGCCCUCAGGACUAUAGUCGGGUGCUGGACCGGUGAGAGUCUGAGCACCGAUCCUUGCUGACCGCAUGCCUUUUUGUACACUCAUGCGCAUGUAUACUUGCUCACAGACACACAUUUGUCUCACACAGAAUCCUUUCCCCUUUUUCUUCUUCUGCAGCUCUGCAGCAGCAAUGAAUCUAUAUUGACAGAGCUAUGUAGACAUUUUUAAUCACUCCAUCUGUGUGUGUGUUGCCAUUGCCAUCCACAGAUAGAAAUAAGGAAUUAAAAAAUGUUCCCCCUGAGAUUUUCUCUGAUAAUUGGCUAACAGAGGCUCACAGUUGUGUUUUUCCCCCCCCUGGAAUAUCCACCUGAGUUUACUUGAAUUGAGGAACCAUUUGGUCCGCCUCUCCCAUCUGUCUUCAUGUGUCUGGUUCCAGUCGCCCCCCUCGAUCUGCACACCCAGGCAUCCUCACCCUCCUAUCUGAAUGUGGUCAAUCAGUGUGCACAGGACAACAACAUCACUCACAACUCAUUACUCACAAUGAGUUGACUCACAGAAGAUCAAAAUAGGUAGUUAUAUUUUCCUGCACAAUACAAGCAGACAUCUUGACAAGGAAAGUGACUCAGACUGAUGGGAACAGCUGAGAGGUUCAUAUAAGGUCUCACUGGUCCUGCUGUGCGCUGUGUAUUCACUAAAGUGAAACGAACAGGCAGUGUUUUGUGGAGCCUUUUGAGGGUCGUCUGGCCUGAGGGGACAGAUGCCGUUUCUUAUCUUUAUCCACUCAGACCUGCCAGUGCACUAUUGUUUCUACUUAAUCUUAUCUCAGGAGUGUUUCCUGGUGGAAGCAGAACAUGGAUUUUAGACUGACAUGUUGAGUGCAUGCAUGGCCAUAUGUGUGUGUGUGUAGACAUUGUGCAGUGGACGGCAGCCAGGGUCAUCAGCUGUUUACUCCAUCCUUUGUUCCCUGCGUCUUGUUGACAGGGCACCCACAGCCGUGGUAUUAAUGAGAUUAGCAGAUUACUGCAGUCCCUCCUCUCUCUCAACCUCUGCCCCCUUCUUGUCCACUCUGCAACCCUGCAGAGUUUCAGUGGCUAAUCCAGGCGAGGCUGGACUGAACACACACAUUUGUACACCUUGUCUUGUGUGUGCUUUAUUCUCCUAUGUGCGUGAACAAAAUGCUGUGUGGCACACGUGCAGCUCAUGGUCAAAAUUAAACCUCUCUGAGACAGAUCUAGGCAGGAAUGACAGAUGAAUGCUUUUGCUGUUGAAGGGGUUUGUUGUUGUUGUUGCUUCUGAGUUUGGCCCACUUUCUCGUCAGUCACCUGCGCAUCCUCAUCUGCCAUCAAGAGGCUUGUUUUCUCUCUUGUCCUUCCCUCAACUCCUGUCUCUUGCUAAAUUAUUCCCUUCAAUGAAGCACUGGCAUUUGUGCUUCAGUGGCUCUGUUUCCCAUGUGCUUUAGUGUGUGUUUGUGCAUGUCAGAGGUGGUCACAGAUGAGCCUGAGGUUUAUCGCUCUUGCACUGAAAAAUAUAUGGAUUUUUUUUAAAAGCAGAACCGAUUUAAAUAUAUUUUUGAGCUUGAUUUUACAUUCCAUAGCCAUCCAAAGUUGUUUAGAUUCCUGCUGCUAGAGGUUUGUAGUUCAUCUUUCAGCUCAGAAAAAGCUUAGUGAGAGUAGAAAUGGGGGAAAGCAAAGCUUAACUACAGAGUGCAUGUGCUGCAAAUGGUAUAUUUAAAUUCAGAUUUUUACUUCCUUUAAUUAAAAUAGACACAUGUACUGAUUUCGGUAUAAAAGCAUACAAUAGUGAGCCCUACCCAUGUUAUAGAACAGUGGAUGCUAAUCUUUUUUUUUGUAACCCCUUAAAAUGAAACAGUAUCUCCCUGCAACCCCUUAUUGUAGGUUGCAUUUGUUGUUACUAGUUCAUCAAAAGAGCAAUUUCAUCCUUGUUUUAUAUGAUCCAUUUCAGAUUUGUGAAAACAAGAAAAAAACCCCAAAAAUUACCAAACACUUGUUGUUUUUUUCUGCUUUCCUUCUCUGUUAAUCAUCUAAAAUUUAUCUUGUGGUUGGGAACCACUGCUUUACAAAAGGUGGCUGUUGGUUGAAGAUGCUGCCUUAAACCUAAAAACAUGGAUGCUUGACUUCCACCAAGAUGUGUUUCCCACAGUAGCAUGUGGUAAAGCCUUAAUCUUAUUGUCUUCAGGCGUCUUGAGGUUUUGGUGCUCCACUACCCUCCCCCAAGUGGUAGUUGCUCUUACACACUCACCAGCAAGGUCAUGUGAUAAACAAGCAUCCCUAUAAGAUUCGACCUUUACCCACAUGUGCAAAUAAACACACUCUGGUUCACAUCUUGGGUAAUCCGGUCCUAAUCCUCCUACCCAAUCAAAUAGAGAGAGGGAGCGAGAGAUGAAAACAUGGGGAAAUAAGUAAAAGGUUCAGAAUCCAAUGUGAUUUGGUGUCACACUUCUUGUACACUGUUGGCCCUGGGCUCAGCCUUCAAAUCCUGCUCUAACAAACUGGAGGCCUCAGAGACCCAAAGCUCAGCCCGGCUGCCUAUUCCAGCUCACCCAGAUCAAGCCUGCCUCCCUACCCGCCUGAGGGAUCUCACAUGAGCUCACACCAGAGAGGAGCGACGGCAGUGAUUCACGCUGGAGCUUUGACUGGCAGCCAUUUUGGGCUCGUUGUUGCUGGUCAGUGCAGCUCUCUUUCUGGCCUGGCCCCAGCUUUGACAAGGACAGUUGUGUCUUGACUCCCCCCCCCCCCCCCCCCCCCCAGCCCCAUUUCCAUACACACUCAGCUGUUGUUCCCUGCCUGUUUGAUUAGAUUUGACACCCCACACCCGCCAGCCAUUGUCAGGACGAGGAAGGGCAGAAUGGGGCCGUUUGUUGGCAUCGGGUUGGUUGUGUUUGUGCGUGUAUGUGGGUCAAAGUUAAGGGCAACAUCUGCUUCCACCAUCAGUCUCCUGUAGACCUGGACAUAAAUUAAAUCAGAAGAUACAUGUUCAAGUGAUGCUGAUAUAAACUAUUACCCUGACAAAUAGGGAAAAAUCUGCUGCAGGUUUGCUUUAGCAGCAUGUUGUGACUCACCUCUCUCACAUUUGGUUUGUUCUUCAUGCACAUUUAUGGAACAGACACAGAGGAACCAUUUUCAUUUAAGCCUAAUUGAGCAUUUAAACAAUUUGUCAAAUGUAACUAAUGUAAAGGCAACUGUCCCCUCUUUCAGAACCUCCGUGCAAUCAGUCACCGAGCUGGAUCACGUAGCUGGUUUUCACAUAGUGGACCGGCUUCCAAGCCAAUUAAACUCGCAUCUCAACUGGAGCUCUAAUUCUGUUCAUCCAAUCAAACCUUUUGGCAUGAGUCCUGAGCUCUUCACCUGACUGACAGCAAACAGAUACAUGAUGCCUGUGACAUCUCUGUGGAUAAUUUAUGACACUUGUUAUGUAGAAACUGAUUGACUACAGGUAUUUUAAGACGACUAAACAGGACAUUUAAUGGAAACUGGACCUUCAUCUGGGACUUUGACAACUCUGAUUUGGAAACUUUUGGGUUUAUGUGAACAAUGUGAUAAAAAAUGUAAUGUAUUAGUCUGGUGUUAUUCUAUAUUUUUGUCAUUGUCAACAAGUACCCUGCAUUAAACCUUGUCGGUUCAGCCCAAUUGCUCUUACUAAAGACUAAACUAUUAAAAAAACAAAUCAUGAAUACACAUGAAUAUACUUCUAAUUUUAAAAAAGGCUAAGACUUCCCUAAAUAAAUUGGGCACUGUAGCUUUUAGCAAACCUUCCUCACAUAGGAGUAAAAAGUGCAUUUGUUGGGGACUAUUUUGAAUGAAUACACAUUUAGUGCUCUCAGUAUUUACAGCAGCAGGAUGGUGUAUGUAGGAAAACUAUACUGUGCCCCACCUUUAAUAGUUUUUAGACAAGAAUUGAGGUCUUAGGCACAUCGGAAUAAGAUACAUCAGGCUUUGGACACACUGAUAAAACUUGUUUGUCAAUCAGUUCCUUGUUGGUUAUGUUCUUUUGUUGACAAUGAGACAAAUAUGGCAUAUCACAAUACGUUUCCUUUAAGUCACCACAGCUCUAUGAGUUGUGUAAUUUCAGUGUGCUGCUGCUGCUGCUGCUGUAGAUAUGAUGUGAGAUUUCAAUAGCACACCUUAGACUGACGAUGUACAUAUGUAGGUGUGUAACAAAAAGAGCUGUUAAGAAUGAAAAAAAUGAACAAAAAGAAAUAGUCUUGCUGUGUAGUAGCAUGCAUGCCAGCCAGGUAGUUUAGAAAUGUUUCUUUCUUUCUUUUACUUUUUUUUUUACUUCUGCUUUUUGUUUGAUUUUUAUAUGCAAUGUUUUAAAUGAAAGAUUAUUUCUUUGGUAACUUAAAACUGGAUCUCAUUGGAGCGUUCCUUUAUAGGAAACAUGAUGUCAACAGUGUUAAAGUCUCUUAUUAGUGCAGAUGUAACUAUCAUCAUUAUGUUGGUCUGUUCAUGUUUAGAAACAAUAGAGACAAAAAAUUAUUAGAAUAAUCGACACUCAUUUUCUGUCCUGAAAUAGCAAGGCAUGUGAAUUCAUACGAGCUAUGACAGAAUUAUAACUUACUUAACAUCCUUUAUUUUAAACGUUGCUGUCUCAUACCAGACUUCAUUUGUCAAUUUGCUAAAUUAGAUGUGGUCAUGACGCGUCGUUUAACUGCAAAAAGAAUCUUACACAGACUACAGUGUACAUAUAAAGCUGAUCAAGUUAGUGGCUAUCAAUAGCUUUUCUCAUCAAUGCACCAGCUGGUGACACAAAGGCGGCCAUUGUACAUGUAGCGUUUGUCGCAGGCAUCUCCGGCUCAGCCUGCGUCCUCCCUGAUUGUAGCUUUGCCUCUUCAGCUUUUUGUCACAUAAGCUUUCAAAUUUCACAACUUCACAUUCAUCACAACACCUCGCCUGUGUUGUGUCAACACUGGACAGAUGUUAAUACAGAGCAUAAUGUAUAACUGUCAAGUGUCCAUCCUCCUCCCGACUGAGUUACCUUCCUGGCCAUCAUUGUAUCUGUCACACCAAAAUGAAGCAGCACAUCACCUCGAGUGACUUUUGUAAAGCCACUAAAAUGUGUGUGUGUGUGUGUGUGGGUGUGUGUGUGUUUGUAGCUAAAAGUAAAAUACUGUUGAUGGGAAAAACUUGAAGAAAAAAAAUGUGACUGUUUCAUUUUUCAUGUUUUAAUGUUUGUUUUCCUUUUUCAUGACGAUGAUGUUGAUUAUUUAAUAAAGUAUUGAGCUGAAAUCCAAA